CUCUCGCUCAGGUAGACGGGACGCACCGCGAAGAGCCCUCUCUCCAGACCUGCAGUCACCUUAGGUUGUCCAUCAUGGCGGUGAACGGCACAGCAGACAUCUUGAGCUCUGCCUACCUUGCAGUGGAGUAUGUAGAUGCAGUGCUACCAGAGAACCCCCUCCAGCCCUCUCUUGAACGGGCCUGGGGCUACAUGCUGGACAACUACACCAAGUUCCAGAUUGCCACCUGGGGGUCACUCAUUGUCCAUGAGUUCAUCUAUUUCCUCUUCUGCCUGCCUGGUUUCCUCUUCCAAUUCUUGCCCUUCAUGCAGAAAUACAAGAUCCAACAGGACAAACCAGAGACCUGGGAGAAACAGUGGAAAUGUUUCAAGAUGCUGCUGUUCAACCAUUUCUGCAUUCAGCUGCCUUUGAUCUGUGGGACUUACUAUUUCACUGAGUUCUUCAACAUCCCGUAUGACUGGGACUCCAUGCCACGCUGGCCAUACCUCCUGGCUCAGUGCUUUGGUUGUGCUGUUGUUGAAGACACCUGGCACUACUUCCUCCAUCGCCUGCUGCAUCACCGCAGGAUCUACAAAUACAUCCACAAAGUCCACCAUGAGUUCACUUCUCCGUUCGGCAUGCAGGCAGAAUACGCCCAUCCUGCUGAGACCCUCAUCCUGGGAGCUGGGUUCUUCAUUGGCAUCAUGAUCUUCUGUAACCAUGUGUUCUUCCUGUGGGCCUGGGUGGCUUUCCGCCUGCUGGAGACCAUUGACGUCCACAGCGGUUAUGACAUCCCUCUGAACCCUCUCCACCUGAUCCCGUUCUAUGCCGGCGCCCGUUUCCACGAUUUCCACCACAUGAACUUCGUCGGAAACUACGCCUCCACCUUCACCUGGUGGGACAAGCUGCUGAAGACAGACAACCAGUACAACAACUACAUGCAGAAACAGGGCGACAAGAAGCAGCAGUAAACCACUCACCUCCUUUCACGCUCACACACCCCGUUUGUGGGAAGGAGGAAAGAGGCAGUGAGUCUCACAGUGAGCACACAGUCACUGCUUUCCUCUCAGUACACUUAAUAAAACACACACUCACUAAAGGUGUACUUCAGACGAAUCAGCUCUGCGGUUUGAUUCUGAAUCGGACUGCGUGUUGACUUCAGUCUGCCUUCUGUGCCUUUCUGCAAGAGAAGUAUUGCUGUUUGCUUCUGUCAACAGCUGCUUGCUGAAUAAAAACCAUCAACAUCCUCAUUUUGAUUUGCUGCUUUGCUUUGUCAUUGAAUGAAGGAAAGGUUGCGCCGCAACUUUUCUUGUGAAAUGCUUCUGUAUACCUCUGAACGUCUCAGCACUUUAGCGCUUCAGUUGAACUGAGUCAUGAUGACAGUUUUUACUCUCUUAAGCAGGAACUGUCCUAACUCAAUGCUGACUUCUGAAACAAGUCAGACAUGAUUGAUGCAGACCCAUGUGAAUUUUUGAUGAAAGGGGAUUGGCUCACAUGGAACUUCCAAGUUGUUAAAGCCUAUUUUGUUUAAUACUGUAACAAUAAUUAAAUGCUGUUUUAAUUUUUACACAAAAGAAACCUUGAACAUGUUUUGUUUUUCUCUGUUUUUGUCACAUUAGAAUAAAAUAUUUGAACAAAAAUUUAAACAGAA
Molecule: messenger RNA, 1630 nt
Organism: Toxotes jaculatrix (banded archerfish)
Lineage: Eukaryota; Metazoa; Chordata; Actinopteri; Toxotidae
Gene: msmo1
Product: methylsterol monooxygenase 1
Exons: 6
Coding region: 75-950 (291 amino acids)
Biological process (GO): sterol biosynthetic process
Molecular function (GO): C-4 methylsterol oxidase activity; iron ion binding
Source: RefSeq, a predicted model, not a curated record